This is a messenger RNA of Prorocentrum cordatum, 344 nucleotides long. NCBI's taxonomy places the organism in Eukaryota, Dinophyceae, Prorocentrales, Prorocentraceae. The record is from the annotation of a GenBank genome assembly.
CCGUGGGCAAAUCGGCAAAGGAGCGCCAGAUGGAUGCGCGGAGCCGCGCAGAGACCAAGUACGAUCGCACUGGGAAGCUCAAGAAUGCAAAGGUCACCAAGUCAGCCUGCCUCGGAAAGUUCAAACGCACAUCGAAACAGGUUGAGAAUAACUUCAAGAAGUGCACUGCUGCCGAGACCCAGAUGGAAGACGCCGAGGCGGCAUGGAUGUCGUCCAUGUGCGACCGCAUUGCCGCUCUGGAGAUGCUGAACGAUGCGUCUGAUGCGCUCGAUCGGAUCAAGGCCGAGCGCGCCCCGCGGACCUCGCGGGCGGGCGACGCAUCGCCAGCGCGACAGACCGCAUAG